This is a messenger RNA of Anthonomus grandis grandis, 2377 nucleotides long. RefSeq names its product protein disulfide-isomerase A5. Lineage: Eukaryota; Metazoa; Arthropoda; Insecta; Coleoptera; Curculionidae. The record is from RefSeq and is a predicted model, not a curated record. Gene Ontology annotation, biological process: protein folding. Gene Ontology annotation, molecular function: protein disulfide isomerase activity. Gene Ontology annotation, cellular component: endoplasmic reticulum. The transcript is spliced from 11 exons. Bases 203 to 2107 code for a protein of 634 amino acids.
CAAACGCAUAAGUGAGGUUAGGUUGCGGUUUUAUUUACGUCAUAUUGCUAGCUGUCAAUAUGAAAAAAAUUAAAAGUGAGGUUAGAAAAAAUGUCGCCGCUUUUUGUGUAGGAUUUUGCCGUCGUGUACCCAAAUUGUUAAAUUUGUCCCGUUUUUAACUUAAAAAAACCCAAAAUUCAUGUAGAAAAUCAUUUUGCACAUCAUGAAGCUUCAAAAUUUUUUGUUUCUAUUUGUUUUGCUUUCAUGUUUGAGCUUACAAGGAAACACAGCCAAACAAAAUAAUAAAAACCUCGUGGAAAAUCUCACCGACUUUAAAGACCUUAAGAAGUUACUUAGAACCAAAACUAAUGUUCUUGUGUGUUUUUAUAAUUCAUACAAGAAAGCCCAGAGUAUUCUCACUACUCUGGGCGAUGUAGCUAAAAAUGUGAAAGGAGAAGGAGUCAUCGCUGUAAUAAAUUGUUCCGGGGAAGCAAAAAAGCUUUGUAAGAAACUAAAGAUCACUUCAAAUGAGCCUUUUGUGAUCAAGCACUAUAAAGAUGGGGAGUUUAAUAAGGAUUAUGAUCGUAAAUACAAUGAAAAAUCUAUAACGCAAUUUAUGAAGGACCCCACCGGAGAUCUGCCUUGGGAGGAAGAUGAUUCGGCCAAAGACGUUCUGCAUAUUCCAGAUCCAGGAACUUUGGCGAGGUUCCUGAAAAGGGAGGGCCGACCCAUUUUGAUCCUGUUUUACGCCCCAUGGUGCGGCUAUUGCAAAACCCUUAAGCCAGAGUACGCUCAGGCUGCCACAGAGUUAAAAGACCACUCAGUAUUGGCAGCGGUCGAUGUUAAUAGACCAGAAAAUGCCCACUUGAGGACUCAGUAUAAUAUUACCGGGUUUCCCACCAUGUUGUACUUUCUAAAUGGCCACGUUAAAUUCCCUUAUGAGGGGGAAAACAAACGGGCGGCACUGGUGCAGUUUAUGCACAACCCUGUGCCCCCACAAGUGAAAGUAAAAGAGCCCGAGUGGUCAGAUUCAGUUUCAGAUGUCAUCCAUUUGACUUCGUUGACAUUUGAUAGCACUUUGAAGGCAUCCGAGUCUGUUUUGGUGAUGUUUUAUGCACCCUGGUGUGGACAUUGUAAGAGAAUGAAACCCGAGUAUGAGGCCGCGGCUGCUCAGAUGAAAGAACAGGGGGUUAAAGGCAUAUUGGCAGCGGUGGAUGCCACUAAAGACCCUUCGGUAGCGUCCAGGUUUAAUGUGAAAGGGUAUCCGACUGUCAUCUAUUUUUCUAAGGGCGAACAGCUUUAUAGUCCCAAUGUGCGAGAGGCGGCAAAAAUCGUCGAUUUUAUGAGGGACCCGAAGGAGCCGCCACCACCGCCCCCGCCAGAGAAACCGUGGAGCGAGGAGCCGAGCGACGUGCUACACUUGAACGAGGAAAACUUCAAGCCGGUGUUAAAAAAGAAAAAGCACGUCCUGGUGAUGUUUUAUGCCCCCUGGUGCGGGCAUUGCAAAAAAGCCAAACCGGAAUUCGCGGAGGCUGCAGCGGAGUUUCGGGAUAAUCCUCGUGUAGAAUUGGCCGCCGUAGACUGUACUGUAGAUCAGUCAGUGUGUAACGCCUUUGACGUUAAAGGGUAUCCCACUUUUAAGUAUUUCAGUUAUUACAAUAAGGAGAGUAAGGAUUAUAGUGGAGGCAGAACGAAACCAGAUUUCGUGCAGUACCUUCAGCAAGUGUCCAACGCAAAACCGACUUCAAACGAACAAUCGAUCGGUAUGGGGGAAGCGUGGAACGUCGAUUCGGCCCUUUUAAAGUUAACCGAGAGGAACUUCAAGAAGGAAUUGGACAAAAAUAGACUGAUGUUGGUUAUGUUUUAUGCCCCCUGGUGCGAGCAUUGUAAACGUAUGAAACCGGACUACGUGGCGGCCGCGAAAGAUAUGAAAAAGUCCGGGGUCUGUACCCUGGCGGUGAUCGAUUGCAUCGAGAAUCCGGAUAUCGCGCAACAGUACGAUAUCGAGGGAUUCCCCACGAUUAAACUGUUUAAACACGGGAAAUAUGUGGCGGAUUACAAAGGAAAACGGACCGUGGACGAUAUCAAGCAGUUCCUGUCGAAACAUUCGGGUAAAGAUGAACUUUGAAACUAGAGGAUCGUGCGCUGCAUUAGGUUUUAUACAAUCCUCGUUUUCUUGAAAGAAUCUCGAUAAGUUUGCUCGAUUAAUACCCAGAACUCUAUACAAUGAAUUAUAGUUGUGAUUUUAAUUAUAAGAAAAGCAAUUUUUGGGGCUCAUUGUAUAUAAACCUUUAGAUGUGAUUUUUUUUACUUUUGUACUUACUUUUUUGUUUUUUUUUCUACUAAUUGUACCACACACUCGCACACAUUUUUGUGUAAAAAAAAACUUGUGAAAACA